Cuscuta campestris is the source of this 3010-nucleotide messenger RNA. Lineage: Eukaryota; Viridiplantae; Streptophyta; Magnoliopsida; Solanales; Convolvulaceae. The record is from the annotation of a GenBank genome assembly.
AACAGCACAAGCACGUGAGAAAUGGAAAUCUGCAAAGGACGUUGCCAAAAAGCAUGCAACUGGGCUUCAGUCCUCACUAUCCCGCACUUUUUCCCGCAAAAAGUCCACACUGACAGAACCUAAAGCUGGAGAUUCUGCAUCUUUGCCCCCGAUGCCCUCUGGCAUGUCUCAAGCGAAAGCAAAGAAGCAAAGCAAUCUCACAAAAAUGAUGCGCGAGCUUGAGGAGAACCCUGACGGGCACGAUGGGUUUAAUGUGCAGAUUGGGGACAAGAAUCUGAAGAAACAUAAGGCUAAGCAGCUGCACACUCGCAGCCAAAUCUUCAGAUAUGCAUAUGGGGAGAUUGAGAAAGAGAAGGCUCUUCAAGAGCAGAACAAGAACAUGACGUUUUCGGGCGUCAUUUCAAUGGCCAGUGAGUUUGAGACCGUGGGAAGGCCUCCCAUUGAGGUUGUUUUUAAAGAUCUCACCCUCACCCUGAAGGGGAAAAAGAAGCAUCUGUUGAGGUGUGUAUCGGGUAAGUUGUCGCCUGGUCGUGUUUCUGCCGUCAUGGGGCCUUCUGGGGCUGGAAAGACGACGUUUUUAUCUGCUUUGACGGGAAAGGCUACAGGCUGCACCAUGAGUGGUUUGAUUCUUAUAAAUGGAAAAGCUGAGAGUAUGCAGUCGUACAAGAAAAUUAUUGGCUUUGUCCCUCAAGAUGAUAUAGUGCAUGGUAACUUAACAGUGGAAGAAAAUCUCUGGUUUAGUGCAAGGUGCAGAUUGCCAGCAGAUCUUCCAAAGCCAGAAAAGGUUUUAGUUGUUGAGAGAGUGAUAGAAGCACUUGGAUUGCAACAUGUAAGAGAUUCCAUUGUAGGAACGGUUGAGAAGCGAGGCAUAUCUGGGGGUCAGAGGAAGCGAGUGAAUGUGGGGCUGGAAAUGGUUAUGGAGCCAUCUUUAUUGAUUUUAGAUGAACCAACUACUGGUUUGGACAGCUCUUCUUCUCAGUUGUUACUUAGAGCACUCCGCCGAGAAGCUCUUGAAGGAGUAAACAUAUGCAUGGUGCUUCACCAACCCAGGUUGACCCCCCCCCCCCCAAANGAGAGAGUGAUAGAAGCACUUGGAUUGCAACAUGUAAGAGAUUCCAUUGUAGGAACGGUUGAGAAGCGAGGCAUAUCUGGGGGUCAGAGGAAGCGAGUGAAUGUGGGGCUGGAAAUGGUUAUGGAGCCAUCUUUAUUGAUUUUAGAUGAACCAACUACUGGUUUGGACAGCUCUUCUUCUCAGUUGUUACUUAGAGCACUCCGCCGAGAAGCUCUUGAAGGAGUAAACAUAUGCAUGGUGCUUCACCAACCCAGCUACACAUUGUUCAGGAUGUUUGAUGAUUUCAUACUUCUAGCAAAGGGUGGUCUAACCGUAUACCAUGGACCAGUGAAGAAAGUUGAGGAAUACUUUGCAGGCCUUGGCAUCCAUGUUCCUGAGCGCGUCAAUCCUCCGGAUUACUUCAUAGACAUCUUAGAGGGAAUUGUGAAGCUAAGUCCGAGCAUAGGGGUGAACUACAAAGAGCUUCCUCUCAGAUGGAUGCUUCACAAUGGUUAUCCCGUACCACCGGAGAUGCUGGACUCUGCCGGAUUGGCAGCUUCAGUUGGAGAGAAUUCAGCUCAUGGGGGAAACCCUGAAGCUGCUGCUGGAUCUGAUGGGACUUUUGCCGGAGAUCUGUGGCAGGAUGUGAAAUCCAAUGUUGAACAGAAGAAGGACCAAAUGCAGCACAAUUUCUUGAGCUCCAAGGACUUGUCUAAUCGGGUUACACCGGGUUUAUUUCUGCAGUAUAAAUUUUUUCUUGGAAGGAUCGGUAAGCAGAGAUUGCGAGAUGCUAGAAUACAAGCAGUAGAUUAUCUCAUUCUCUUACUUGCUGGAAUAUGCUUAGGAACACUUGCUAAAGUGAGUGAUGAAACUUUUGGAUCCUUGGGAUAUCUUUACACCGUCAUUGCUGUCUCUUUACUCAGCAAGAUUGCAGCAUUAAGAUCCUUUUCUCAGGAUAAAGUAUACUACUGGAGAGAGAGUGGGUCUGGUAUGAGCAGCUUGGCAUAUUUCCUAGCAAAGGAUACAAUUGACCAUUUCAAUACAAUUGUAAAGCCAGCAGUUUAUCUGUCUAUGUUCUAUUUCUUCAACAACCCAAGAUCUACAAUUCUGGAUAACUAUAUUGUUCUUAUCUGUCUCAUUUAUUGUGUCACUGGAAUAGCUUAUGCACUUGCCAUCUACCUCACUCCCGGUCAAGCCCAACUGUGGUCUGUUCUUGUUCCAGUUGUGUUGACUCUUGUAGCGAACCAAGAAGGUGAUCCAUUUGUGAUGAGACUGGGGGAUUUUUGUUAUACCAAGUGGGCUUUGGAAUCAUUUUUGAUAGCAAAUGCCAAAAGGUACUACGGAGUAUGGCUGAUCACAAGAUGUGGCUCCUUGAAACAAAGAGGUUAUGGUCUUGAAGACUGGUAUCCUUGUUUGGUUUACCUCAUUGUCACCGGCAUUGUCAGUCGUGGCAUUGCCUUCUUCUGUUUGAUCACCUUCCAGAAAAAAUAGACCCUUCAUCAUCAGCAAGAAAAAUCUCCACACGCGGUUUCUCUGCAAACAUAUAGCUAAAUGCCAAUGAACCGGGGGAAAGUAUUUCCUUUGUUCUCUCCUUUAGUUGUCUAAUUGUCUCUUUUGAUAUAUUGAACGAAUAUGAACAUAAUUUAUGCCAACAUUCGUUCAUUGAAUGAACGUGGACGGGCAUUGUGUCCACAUUCAUUCCGUUCUUAAUGUAUGUAGACAGAGUCAUACUAGACAAUUAUUUAAGAACAGAAGUUUGCAGGAAUCCAAGCCUUCUGCCACCGGUGAGAAUGUGGAGGGUAGGCCAGAGAGGGACACUAUCAAGUUCAACAAGACCCUAUACAUUGUAUAUGUUUUUGUGUAGUAAUCUUUUGUAAUUUUGUGACUUUUUUGUAAUCAUACCUAGAAGAUUAGGAGGUUAAUUGUAGGGAUUGUGACAAAAAAAAUAUGGAACAUGGU